AGAGGCCGGGAUUCCUACGCCAGUAUCGAACUCUACAACGGCAGCAGCUCAGAAGCACCUUGCGCUCUCCAGGGACCCUGGCAGCCCGUGUGGGCUUGCAUUUCUUGACCGGAGUGCUCAUGGGAUGUGUUUACUUUGACAUGGAGACCAGCUACAUCGAGGCCCCUACUGGCCUUCGGCAUGUUCUCCCGCUGCCACUGCAGCGCCACUCCAGCAUGCCGGAGAACCGCGUGGGAGUUCUCUUUCUGCUGGUCCUGGCCCAGACGGUCACUCCCAAUUGCGCGAUGCCCUUUUUCAUCGACGAUCGCCAGUACUAUACCAAAGAGUCCGCUGCGCGACUCUAUGGUGCACUCCCAUAUCACUUGGCCAAUGCUGCCAGUGAGGCGGUGGUGUGCGCGUUGAAUGGCAUCCUGGCUUCGGGCAUUGCAACGUAUCUUGCAGGACUGCCGCUGAGCGGGCAAUGGUUUCCCACCAUGGCCUUCUUAGUGAGUCACCACAUGUGUUCCAGUGCUUUGGUGCAGAUGUGCGCACGGCUGGCACCCAAUCAGGACGUGGCUUUCGUUCUGAGCGCCGGCUACAUCAUCGUGUACAUGUUGUUCGCCAACAUCGUGGUGAAGGUCUGCACCGUGACGCCCUACUUGGCGUGGAUCCGCUGGUGCACCUUCAUGUACUUCACCAUGGCUGGACUUAUCGAGGUGGAGUUCGAAGAUACCUUUGAGCAAGGCUAUCCUGCAGGCGAGAAGGCGAUUGAAGGCUUUUUGAUCCACGUCGGCUCCGGUGAGGAUAUUUAUACCUUCCACCAAGGGGGGCUGCUUCGUGAUCCUUUGGUGCUUCUACCUGAUCUUCUCCACGGUGGGCUUUCUCGCCCUGAAAUUUGGGAGUAAAUCUCAGGUAUAGGACGCUCGGGCAACUGGCGCGAAUUUUCUCGCCCGGCCUUCAAGACGUUCAUCCCAGAAAGACG
Messenger RNA from Durusdinium trenchii, 961 nucleotides. Lineage: Eukaryota; Dinophyceae; Suessiales; Symbiodiniaceae. The record is from the annotation of a GenBank genome assembly.